Molecule: messenger RNA, 402 nt
Organism: Symbiodinium natans
Lineage: Eukaryota; Dinophyceae; Suessiales; Symbiodiniaceae
Source: the annotation of a GenBank genome assembly
AUGGCCUUGCCCAUGAAGACGGCGAUGAAGGUCAUGAAGGCAAGGGCAAGCCCCAUGAAGGCCAAGGCCAUGAAGGGAAUGAAGGCGAUGAAGAAGAAGGCCAUUAGCAAGAUCGCCCGCGGGAAGCUGGCAAAGAUGGUCGUCUUCAAGGGUCGCAAGGACAAGACCUCCACCGGCCUCCAGAAGGGCGACUUGAUGAAGAACAAGAACGGAAAGGUGGUGACCAAGAAGCAGCACGCCAAAGGCAAAGCGCUGUUCAAGCAGUUUGCACAGCGUUGGCUCGAUGCAUGCAUGACAGCUAGGAAGGAGUUGGGCCUAAAGGGCUUCUGCGCAGUGGGUGGCAAGACCACUCAGGGCAAGGCGCUGUACGCGAAGGCCAAAGCGAUUUACGCUGCGGCUUGA